GAAUUUCACCGUUUUUAACCCUUUUUUUCCCAGGGUUGAGCCAAUCCAUCAGCCUGGAGCUCCCCGAGGUCCAACGUCUCUCCCUCCUUCUCCUCGCCAGCUUCCAGUUUUCUGCCCGGAAGUUGCAGCAGGUCCUGGAGGAAUCCGAGGGCUUCGACCCCGAGGCUUUCGCUGCCAAAGUCCAGAAGGGCUCUGAGGAAUUCCAGAGGCUCCUCCAGAGGCUGAUCCAGGAUGGGACCCUCGGGAAUUGCCUGGAACCGACCCCGGGGGAUUCCCUGGAUCCGGCCCUGGAGGAAUCCGUGGCUCAGGUGAAGCAGCUGAUGGCCAGCCUCUCCGGGGAGCUCCAGGCCUGGGAUCGGCUCCUGCAGCAGCACCUGCAGCACUCCCAGGAGGCCUCCAGGAAUCUGGAGCAGCUCCGUGCCGGGAAUCCUCCCUGGGCUCCUCCCGCAAUUCCCAAAAAUUCCCAAAUUUUGGCGUCCAAACCCGACUACGGCGCCAUCCUGGCCCAGCAGGGCCCGGCCCUGCCGGCCCUGCAGCUCCUGGUGGAUGAUGCCCAGCAGGCCGGGAAAAUGGUGCUGGAAUUCCACGAGGAGAGCAGGAGCUUCCUCAGGGGCCUCUCGGAGCAGCUGGCUUCCCGAGCGUUCCGGAGGCUGCAGGGAUCCCCCGCGCGGAAGCUGCUGCAGAGGAGGCCCCAGAAGGUUCUGCCCGAGAAGGGGGAAUAAUAAAAACAGAGGAAAUUCCCAAAAUCCCGAGGUUUUCCCUCAAAAUAUUCCCGGCUUUUUUCCGUUUUGGGAACGGUGCUUCCGGGUUGGGUGGGGCGCGGCGGUGAUUGGUUGGUGUUGGUGUCAAUCAGAGUGAUCAGCCAAUCACAGGGCGGAGGGGGUGAGGCCAGAUGGCGCUGAGCUUUGUUUUCCGGGUUUGGGCGACGCUUUGCUCUGAUUGGUCCGCGUCGCCGUCAAUCAAAGUGAAAAAGCCAAUUGA
Messenger RNA from Lonchura striata (white-rumped munia), 981 nucleotides. NCBI's taxonomy places the organism in Eukaryota, Metazoa, Chordata, Aves, Passeriformes, Estrildidae. The record is from RefSeq and is a predicted model, not a curated record.